UUGUCUUGUCAACGUGUCCCGUCCGUAGUGUUCUGCGACGACUGGUUGUUCAAAUAAUUUAUUCGUAAAAUGUUAAACUUGUACCGAAGAUAAAAGUAAAAGUUUAUUAUAAGGAUUUAUGUUACAAGAUAAAUAAUAAAAAUAAACUAAAAACAUGGUUUUAUUAGGAAACGAUGAGUUUCUUUCAGAACUAACAAAAUUGUUUCAAAAAGCACGUGUGUCUGGAUCAAUUACAAUGACAAUGAAAAGAUAUGACGGCAGGACCAAACCAGAACCACGGGAUGGAAAGCCAGUUGUUCAGAAUCCAGAAUACAAAUGCUUGAUAAGGGCACAAUCAAGAAGUAAAAAGAUAUCAACGGUUAUAGAACAACGGGAUGUGGAGAAGUUCAGUACUGCAUAUUCUAAUUUAUUGAAAACAAGCGUUAAUGGGUUAAAACGGUUGAAGAAACCCAAGAAAAAGGCCAUGGCCACUCAGUAAUCAGGCCCCGAGGCUGAGACAAUGUGUCAAGACUGAAAAUUAAGUGCGCAAUAUAGUGUUAUGAACAAAAUGUGAACUUUGCUAUUUAACAUACCACCGUGAUAUCCUAGCUUGUAGGAUGAGGUCCAUUGAAGUGUGCUUUUCUCUCACUGUGAGGUUUGAAGAGUUGGAGUCUUGCCUGCCGUUGCUAGUGAUGCAAGCGCAGCUGAGUCAUUGACCAUCUGUCCAAUGCACCUUAUUUUUAUAUCAUGAAUAUUUUAUGUUACAUUCUCCAAAUAAAGGUUUAUCAGCAGUC
Trichoplusia ni (cabbage looper) is the source of this 773-nucleotide messenger RNA. RefSeq names its product signal recognition particle 14 kDa protein (gene Srp14). Gene Ontology annotation, biological process: SRP-dependent cotranslational protein targeting to membrane. The transcript has 3 exons. Bases 155 to 478 code for a protein of 107 amino acids. Gene Ontology annotation, molecular function: 7S RNA binding; endoplasmic reticulum signal sequence receptor activity. Lineage: Eukaryota; Metazoa; Arthropoda; Insecta; Lepidoptera; Noctuidae. The record is from RefSeq and is a predicted model, not a curated record. Gene Ontology annotation, cellular component: signal recognition particle, endoplasmic reticulum targeting.